Salvelinus sp. IW2-2015 is the source of this 2630-nucleotide messenger RNA. Its product is annotated as zinc finger protein 723. The record is from RefSeq and is a predicted model, not a curated record. NCBI's taxonomy places the organism in Eukaryota, Metazoa, Chordata, Actinopteri, Salmoniformes, Salmonidae.
UUAAUCCCAGCCCCUAUCCCCGCAGAAAGCCUUUUGGUAGGCGGGCAUUGUUAACUGACUUGCCUAGUUAAAUAAAAAAUAAAAAUACUUCGUUUCCACUCCGGACAACAGGUGGCGAUAUAGUGCGGUAUUGGGUUGCCGUGCAUGCACUGUAAAAUAGUAGAGUUAGCAGUGUUUACUUCCGGGCUCUCGGACUGGCACAUUUCACAAGGAUUAAAAAAAAAAAGCUUUCAAUUUAUUUACCUUGCAAAUAAAAUACAAGCAACAGUGUAUUUACAAUAUGUCAAAAAUGCAAUUGCUCAAUAUGUUUCUGCGCGAGCGAUUGACAGCGGCUGCUGUAGAGAUAUUUGGAGUAGUUGAAAAGACGAUAGUGGAGUAUCAAGAAGAAAUCACCCGUUCGAAGGAAGAGAACGAACGUUUACAGAAAAUGUUGGAUAUGGUCAUUAAACCUCAAGUCAAGUUACAUAGAGCAGACCCUAGGCAGCUCCAUGUCUCUGAAGAAGAGGUUCCCCUUGAGCAGGAGUGGAGGAGGGAAAGUUCAGAGCUCACACAAAGUACAGAGGAACAGGACCUCAAAACCAAUCUGGGAGAAGAGCAAAUGCAAGGGCCUGAGACUCAUGGUCAUAACAUAGAGUUCGGGUUCACUCCUCCUUGUGUGAAAGGUGAUUUUGUCCAGGACCCUUGGCCCUCACACCUUUUCCAAACCCAAAUUGUGGAGGACAAUGAGAUGAAAAAUCUAUCAAGCACCCUAGUGGAACACAUUAAAACAGAACCUGAUGGAGGAGAGGACUAUGGAGUACUAACGAGUGACCCACAGCUCAUGUUUGCAGUAAACGCACACUGUUCUGCAGCUCCGAGUGAAAACAUGCAUGGAACAGAGAUUGGAGGCGCUCUGCAACGGAAAACAAAGACAGGAAGACCAUUCAGACAUAUAGGAACGCUGUCUGAACUUAAGAAGAGACGUGCUUUGUAUGAGCGAUUUCGUUGCCAUGUCUGUGGAAAAGGGUUCCCAGCAAGGAAUGGUCUGGGAGACCACAUGACAACUCAUACAGGGGAGAGACCACACAGCUGUCACCUCUGUGGGAAAGGUUUCAAAGUGAAGAGUCAUCUGAAAGAGCAUAUCAGGGUUCACACAGGAGAGAAACCCUUUGUCUGCCCAGUCUGUGGGAAAGCGUUCAGGCAGGAUGCACAUAUGAAAGGACAUUUGAGGGGGACUCACAAGGAGAAACCAUACAGAUGCCAUGAUUGUGGUGAAAGCUUCAGUCAGAUGGGAGAGAUGCAAGUGCAUAGGACAGUGUGCUGUGGCCCAAUUGUCCUGGGCCCAAAUUUGAUGUAACUUUCACUCCCUUGAUGCCUUCGGUGACCAGGACGUUUUAGACUUGCAGCCAUGAUAAGGACCAUUUAAAUGUGUUAUAUAACAAACUAAGGAAGAAUGAUCUGUCCACAGUUAUAAAAGUUUGAGAGCGCAUCUCCUAUAUUUGUCAAAAUUCAUAAAUGGGAGGGAGUUUCCAGAAAGCAUGUAGCCUAUGUGGUUGUCUGUAUGUGGUGGUUGGCAAGUUUCAGUGUCCCAUGAGAAAUAGUUGUCAAUUUAAGUAGUUCUCUGGUACCUCAUAUUGUUUAAAUAUACCCAAAAAAUAUUUGUGGAGCACUUUGAGUCCCUGAUUGAGAGGUAUGUGACCCAUUUUGUGGGCUGUGUCUAAUAUCAAUAAUAUUCUGUAUAUCUUGGAUAUAAUUUCCCCCCUCCUGUUAGCUUUCUAUGUGUUUUUGUGAAUGGAAGACAUUCUCAAUUUUGGAGAAUCUCUCAUAAGAUGGGUAAAAGUAAUGUACAACAAUCCUUUAUGUAAAAUAAUAAAUAAAUGGUUACUUCUCUGAGAACUUUGAAUUGUCAAGAGGCGUAAAACAAGGUUGCCCUCUGUCACCAUAACUAUUUAUUAUGGCCAUUGAACUGUUAGCUUUAAAAUAUAACAUUAAUGGGCAAAAUUAAGGAAUUAGAGACAAGAGUAUCAAUAGGCCAGUGAUUGAAGUUKUCUUGAGUCCUCAAUCUURAACCUUGAAGGGCCUCGUUGAGGACCUGGAUAACUUCUCCAAUUUCUCUGGACUAAAAAGUGUUACAUUAUGGAUUGGGUCUCUAAAAGAAACUAUAAAUUGCCAUGUGGUCUCCCAAUUAAAUGGGCAGUUGUUGAAGUUGCUUUCCUUGGUGUGCAUAUCCUGGAAAAGUUAAGCAACUAAUUUUGAUGAAAAAAAAUGAAUCUUGAAACUGUGGAGAGGGAAAAACCUAUCCAUUUACAAGAAGAUUACCCUGAUUAAUUAUAUAGUGAUAUCGCUGUUUAAAUAUUUAUUCUUGGCUCUACUGACUCCAGGAGAAUCCUUUUUCAAAUCAUGUGUGAAAAAAACAUCACUUUCACAAAUACCAUACCCCCCCAAAACAAUUAUAACCUUCCAUUCUUGUAAUAUCUUGGUGAUAAGAUAUUUGUGCGUGUAACUUACUCACUCAUCACUAUUCACGAUUCAAUCAGGACUAUGCGUAAUCAUGGUAGCAUCCAAAUUAAUGUAGAAGGGUUUAGAAACAUUUUAUUCUUAUUUACAAUAAAAGUGACUCCAAAAUGACACAAUAAUAUAUUUCAUUUCUA